GCGGCACUUGGCAACCGACCAGCGCUCUUGGAGGUUGCAAGUACCCAGCAAAACGGCAACAUAGCUCGCUUAGUGGCCCUCAUCGUUAGUGGCGCGGUCUUCUUUGCUGGUCGCUACAAGAGACGGUCCCUGGUCUACAGAUUACUAGUCUUCUUCUCGAAUACUCUCCCUGAUUGAGAUGGCUAAGAGAAUUACAACAUUGUCUGGCCUGAUGCUCUUCCUUCUCUCGAUGUCAACUAUUUACUCAUCAGUUUAUGGCGAUUCGUUCCUAUGCCCAGAGGUAGGCUCAUUCAGGAAACGAGAUUCCUGUCGUGAGUACUACACCUGUAUAUCAUUCAAUGGCAAGUUCUAUCAGCUUCUUGAAAAGUGUGCAGAUUCAGAAAUUUUUGACGACGCUGAACGCACGUGUGUCCUGAACAGUCACCUUUCAAGUCCUCAUGACUGCCUGAGAGGCAGUCACAGUGAAGAAGACAGCACUGAAGAUCAUGUUGAAGAGCCUACAGAAACCCUUGAGAGGAAUAACAAUUUAGAUUCAAUGGGCAUCAGUUACACUAGUCCCAAACGCUGGAAACAAGCUAUCGACAUUCCUGGAACUGAAAGUGAUGAUGGAAGCACUUUAGAUGAGGCAACAAAGGAUGCUCAUCCACAGCAGCUAGAUAAGACAACAAAGGACGUUGUUCGGCAGCAGCUAGAUGAGACAACAAAGGAUGCUCAUCCACAGCAGCUAGACCAGACAACAAAGGACGUUGACGUUGUUCCACAGCAGCUAGAUGAAACAACAAAGGAUGCUCAUCCACAGCAGCUAGACCAGACAACAAAGGACGUUGACGUUGUUCCACAGCAGCUAGAUGAAACAACAAAGGAUGCUCAUCCGCAGCAGCUAGAUGAGACAACAAAGGAUGCUCAUCCACAGCAGCUAGAUGAAACAACAAAGGAUGCUCAUCCACAGCAGCUAAAUGAGACAACAAAGGACGUUGUUCCAGAGCAGCCAAAUGUUGCUGUUGACGCCAAUGUGAAAAUCUUGUCCCUGUGUGACCUUAAGAAUAUUACAGAUGCAUAUUUCACGCUGGUAAUUGGCAGCUCUCCUCUGCGUCAAGUCUCGGGGAAUCAAACAGUGUACAACAGAAAUAUCAUGCAAUACAACAGGGAUAUUACUCAGGCUCAUGACAACUCCAACCUCUGGAGACGCAGUAAUGGCAUACCUCGUGGACUCAGACAAAGCCAUAAAAAAGCUAACGAAUAUAAAAAUGAUUUCCAAAGAAAGCUUGCCAUAUAUAAGGAACAAAUCCAAAUAAUCUCAUCUCGAAAGACAAGCCCGGCUUUCAUUCAGAGGCUUGAGGAAGAAAUUAAGGAUCAUGAUGAACGCAUCAGAAGAGCCCAGGCAACCCUCAACGUCACUCUUGUUCCUGAAAUAAUACAAAUUCUAGAGCAAACCAUAGAUGCGAACAUGAAAGAAAUUGAACGGAAAAAGUUACAAAAAAAUCCCAAUUCUGAAUUACUUUUGCUCAGGGAACUGGUGACUUUCGUAACUCUCGUCAAAAAUGAUGCAAGUGAGGUGGAAAACCUGGCCAGACAAACGCUCAGAAAGAUAACCCGUCUUCUAGAGAAAAUGAGUACUGAUGAACAUAACUAUGCCAAGCUUGAUGACCAAGCCAAUAAAGGAAUCAAAACCUUAACUGAGGAAGCUGCAUCUAUUCGGCAGGAACUGACGAGAAAUGCAAAACUUCAAGAGGAACUUGUAACCGACAGGAAAACUGUAGGUGAAAAAUUAGGUGACUUGAGAAUUGAAUAUUCUAAGAUAAAGGAAGAUAUAAGGGUGAUAACCAAAACUAUUGAUGAUUUCAUUGCUAAAAAGAACAUAAUUUGUACUGCUCGUCGCCUCGCUGCUUACGUAGGGCUAGACGUAACGUGUGAUACCUUGAUUAGAUCUAUGGGAAUCACAUUCGACCUGGAAACUGAAAACAAUCGAUUGGAAGAGCUUCGUAGAGAGCAGGAUAUGAUCCAAGCAAAUCAAUCUAUUGCCUUGGAGGAACUUCAAACACCUACACCAAUACGAAUGGCGCUUGCUGAUGAGAUCUUGCCUAAAAACAGAAGACUUGAGCUGAUUGAAUUCGAACUUUACAACCUGCAGUUUUAUGCAGCUCAUCUCCAAGAGCUAAAAAAUGGAGCGGCUGCUGCCAGAGACUCCAUCUUGUAUCUACAGGAAGACUCACGAGGGUUGUUAAAGAACUUUGAGUCUCUGGUCAAAAAGUUACAAGAUAUGGCUGAUGCAGCUAACACUGCUAUUACCGAUGGCAUCCAAACUGGAAAAAGAGAAAUGGUCGAAAAUGAUUUAGAGAUUCUACUGAUAACACUCCAAAAUCAGAAACUGAACAAUAUCAAUGAAUGCUUUACAAUCUAAGGGUACACAUGCCAUAGAUACUGAUUCAUUAUUCAUUACAAAUUCGUACAUGUUUUCUUCUUUUUCAUUAUCUACUCACUAAGAAGAAAUGAAUCAUUGUUGUUGACUUGCCUACUUUGUAAAAAAAAAAAAAGACAAUCUACAUAGGGAUAGAGAAUAGGGGCUUAAAUUUCUGGUGCAAUUAAUAAAUUUAGAGUGACACCA
Molecule: messenger RNA, 2605 nt
Organism: Macrobrachium nipponense
Lineage: Eukaryota; Metazoa; Arthropoda; Malacostraca; Decapoda; Palaemonidae
Exons: 4
Coding region: 179-2401 (740 amino acids)
Cellular component (GO): extracellular region
Molecular function (GO): chitin binding
Source: RefSeq, a predicted model, not a curated record